Molecule: messenger RNA, 1017 nt
Organism: Drosophila melanogaster (fruit fly)
Lineage: Eukaryota; Metazoa; Arthropoda; Insecta; Diptera; Drosophilidae
Gene: RpL15
Product: ribosomal protein L15
Exons: 2
Coding region: 355-969 (204 amino acids)
Biological process (GO): translation
Cellular component (GO): ribosome
Molecular function (GO): structural constituent of ribosome
Source: RefSeq, marked reviewed
CUUCCUUCUUUUGGAAUAUUUCCGUGCUGUAAGUUGGUUGUGCAUUCGGGUCAAUAAUUUUUCUUUAGUACGAGAUCAUUUCGGAAAUAAGUUUAUAUAUUAUUUUCGGUCCUUUUAAAAUGUUUUUAAGUUUGUAUGAUGAUUUUUUCCAUGCACCACUCUGAGCUCAGUGUAGAUUAUGGAUAUCUGACGGAUGUUAUGUUCGUUUUUGUACUCACAUUGCUAUGUAACAUUGAUACGAAUUAUUAUCUGUUCUAGAUUGUAAUAUGUACAGUUUAAGAAGUUGAUGGACCGAUGAUGUGACAGUUAUAAAAUAAAUAAUGAAUUUGUUACUAGGUCUAUCAAAUUGCAGAGAUGGGGGCUUAUCGGUACAUGCAGGAACUUUAUAGGAAGAAGCAGAGCGAUGUGAUGCGCUACUUGCUACGUAUUCGCGUUUGGCAAUACCGCCAACUAACGAAAUUGCAUCGUUCGCCAAGACCUACUCGCCCGGAUAAAGCAAGACGUUUAGGAUACAGAGCCAAACAGGGGUUCGUGAUUUAUAGAAUCCGUGUUCGCCGCGGAGGUCGCAAGCGUCCAGUUCCCAAAGGAUGCACUUAUGGCAAGCCGAAGAGUCAUGGUGUAAACCAGUUAAAACCAUAUCGUGGUUUGCAAUCCAUUGCUGAGGAACGUGUUGGUCGUAGACUUGGCGGCUUGCGAGUUUUGAACUCGUAUUGGAUUGCGCAAGAUGCUUCUUAUAAAUAUUUUGAAGUAAUCUUAAUUGAUACUCAUCACAGUGCUAUUCGUCGUGAUCCAAAAAUUAACUGGAUCUGCAAGCAUGUCCACAAGCAUCGUGAAUUGCGUGGCCUUACAUCAGCUGGAAAAAGUUCGCGUGGCAUUGGCAAGGGAUAUAGAUACUCCCAGACAAUUGGUGGAUCUAGGCGUGCUGCUUGGAAGCGCAAGAACCGUGAGCACAUGCACAGAAAACGAUAAAUUGUGAAGCAUUUAUUUUAUCGGUUAAAUAAAGCACUUCGUGCACGC